Molecule: messenger RNA, 4867 nt
Organism: Trichoderma harzianum CBS 226.95
Lineage: Eukaryota; Fungi; Ascomycota; Sordariomycetes; Hypocreales; Hypocreaceae
Exons: 8
Coding region: 32-4786 (1584 amino acids)
Molecular function (GO): protein binding
Source: RefSeq, a predicted model, not a curated record
CUUUGCCGCCCGUAAUUAGUGCCCAAACUCUAUGAGCCCAUUAUCACAGUUUCUAUCUGACCUUGGACUCGACACAUCUUACUCGACACACUCACGACUUCCUGUAAUUAUAUACACCCGCAAUUUGUUGGCCUCAAUGAUGAACUGGUCUAUCAUGCAGUGGGUUCCUAUACCACGCAUGCUAACUUCGCGAGAAGCUAUCACGACGUUUCUUUUCCUGCUGCCUUUGUUAACCUCCCUGCUGUACCGCCUCUACGCAAAGAUUCGAAGACGAGAUGGCCGCUCAGUGGGCCUUCAGAUCCUCUCCGAUGAGUCUAAUAAUGACCUUAUCAAAUAUGAGAUCAUUGCUGUACAUGGCCUUGGGGCCAGCCCUGAGCACACCUGGACUUGCAGACCCAGCUCAAAGUCCAGAGUCAGCGAAAAUAAAAAAACCGUUCAUUUGCUCAAAGAUUUACUCAUGAAAGACGAGAGAUUUUCCGAUGCGCGAAUUCUCCAUUUUGCGUACAAUUCGGACUGGCUUGUUGACGCUUGCUUUGAGUCGGCUCGAGACAUUGGACUUCGUCUCAUAGAAUCCCUCAUUGAACACAGAAAGGCUCAUCCUCGCCUGCCUUUAAUCUUCGUAGGACAUAGCUUUGGCGGAAUUGUCAUUAAAGAGGCACUCUCUAGCGAUUUAGAAGAUACUCAACGCAUAGUAGAGGACACAUGCGGUAUCAUCUUCUUGGGUACGCCUCAUUUAGGCAGCCCAAUCGCUGGCCUUGGAGCCACACUCGCCUACUUGACUGGCUUCUUAGGCUCAAACACCGGCUUGCUACUCUUACUUCGAAGCAAUGGUGAAAUGCUUGUGAAUUUGAGUAUAGCAUUCCAAAGUUGUUUAGAAACAAAAUACCAAGACCUGGAUAAGAAGACUAAAAUUGUUUCAAUCUGCGAACAGAAGCCCACAUAUUUGCUGAAUUGGCUUUACGCAGGCUUGAUUGUCCCAUUAGCUUCGGCAACAUUCGGUACUAAUUUUAUGGAAGUAUUCAAGGUCGACAAAGACCACUCUGGACUAAAUAAGUGUCUCAACUCAGAAGAUCCUCUGUACAAAGUGCUCACAACACAACUACACAGGAUACGCCCUACUGCUCCUCCUAAAAUUAAUACGCUUCAACAAGCUGUCCUCGACCGUUUGGCAUCCGUUACCGCCGCUGAUGCAGAGUUUCACCCUGGACUCGACGAAUACGGAAGACGUCACUCAGAGUGCCUCCCUCAGACAAGAGAAGAGAUACUGAAAGAUAUUUGCGACUGGCUCGAUGGCAAUACUUCGCCGCAAAAAUAUCUCUACUGGCUUCAAGGCAAAGCCGGCACGGGGAAAUCUACCAUUGCACGCACUAUAGUCAGCAGGAUGGCCAGACAGAACCGCAUCGCUGCCAAUUUUUUCUUCAAAAGAGGCGAAGGUGAUCGGGCUAAACUCAAGCGAUUUUUUACGACUCUGGUAGCUCAGAUUGUGAGGCAAUGGCCUAGCUUCGCUAAAGCUAUCCAAGACGCUUUAGAGUCAGACCCAUCGCUUCCUGAACAAGACCCAAGGAUUCAAUUCAAGAAAUUUAUUCAGGAACCUUUGCAGAAGCAAGAACGCAAUAAGUCUAAGGUUAUAAUCAUUAUCGUUGACGCUCACGACGAAUGUGAUUCUAGCGAAGAUCUAACUGGCCUGGUUCAGCAACUCACGCAAUCACAAGAUGGUCACUCCACUCAACUUCUAGUCAAGUGUUUUCUGACUAGCCGCUUUGAUCAUCACUCGCAAUCUAGUUUUAAUAGCAUCUCUGAGGAAAUAUGUGAGAAGAAGGAGCUUGAAAAAGCCACAUCAGCGACUAUCAAGCAAGACAUUGAGCGUUACUUGCGGGCUGAGUUGGAAAAGAUCGAUGGCCUUCUUGAUCCGCUUCCAGUGGGUGGCCUAUGGUCCAAUCCCUCUGAUGUAAAAAAUCUCAUGAAACUUACAGAACGAGCCUGUCCGUUAUUUGAGUUUGCUGCUUUUUCCACUCGUUUUAUCAAACAAAAGAAUGUGCCAGGAGGGCCGCAGGGCCGCCUUCGUUACAUAUUGGAAACUCAAAUUUUCGGUGACCUCAACAAGUUAUAUGGCUUCAUCAUAGAUCGGAGAUUCAGCGGCCUCGAUCGUCAAUGCCGUGAUAGAGCAGAAGCAAAUUUUCAAAAGAUUAUUGGUUCAAUCAUUUUUCUAGCGGAUGCUGUAACAGUCAGAUGUCUAGCCGAGCUUCUCAAGCUGUCUGAGGCAGAAAUUCGCGAAGAACUGCAGCUUUUUGAAUCAGUCCUCGUAGUUCCAGAGAAACAAGACGAUCAGUCACCCAUCACAUUGUUUCAUGAAUCCUUCAGAGAUUUUCUCUCCGGGUCUGGAACUAAAAAGAAGCUGAAAAUUGAUCAUACAAGAGUCCAGACUAUGUUGGCAUCUCGCUGCCGCCAGCUCUUAUGUGGUUCGUUGCGGGAAAACAUGUGCAAAUUGAAAACACCUGGAACGCAUCGAAGUGAGGUUGCAGAUGAAACUGUCAAUGAAUCUAUACCGCAAGAAGUGCAAUACGCAUGCCGAUUUUGGAUUUUCCACGUCAAAAGGAGUGAAUCGAGCGUUAAAGAUGGCGAUGAUUCGCAUUUAUUCCUACUAUCCCAUCUCCUCCACUGGCUUGAAGCAAUGAGUUUUCUGGGAAGAACUUCAGAAAGCGCGUCACUGGUCAAAGAGCUGAAAGUUGCCGUACAUCCUUCCGAUGGAGUACAAGUCAAGGCAUUUUUAGAAGAUGCUGAACGACUUAUUCUCUCUUUCCGACACGUCAUUGAUGUUGCACCAUUGCAACUCUAUAGCUCCGUUUUAACAUUUUCUCCAUCUAAAAGCCUAGUCCGAGAAAGAUUUGACGCAUAUCGCGCUAAAUGGAUCUCUCAUAUAUCAAAUGUUGAUUCCCAGUGGAGUCCAUGUUUACAAACAUUUGAAGGCCACGUUAAAUCGAUUGGCUGUGUUAAUUUUUCUCCCGAUGGUAUCUUAGCAUCUGCAGAUGAAGGUAACAUAAUCAAAGUAUGGGAUCCUAUAGCUGGUACUUGCCUGCAGACCUUCUCUAUGCAUGGUCAAUGGAAACGUGGGGGCAUAGCGAUGGCGUUUUCCAAAGCCGGUAGGCUUGCUUGCAUGGCAGCUGGAAGCCUCUCUGUGUGGGACAUACGUCGAGAUGUUUGUUUACAAACCUUAGAUUUGAUGCAAUUCGUUCAGCGAGAUUCUUGGCAUUCCCCGGGUUCCGUGGUCUUUGAGGACGAGCAAAGACUUCUUUUGGCGGGUGCUGGACUGCGCAACGUUCUCAAAUUACAAUUGGGACAUGAGUGCGAGGAAGAAACCAAUCUUCCGUUUCACAACGUACCGACGAUUCUGUCGCCUGACGGUCAAUGGGUCGCAUAUGCAAUUCAAGGCGAAAUAAGGGUUCUUAACAUGAAUUCCAAAACCGCCCGUUUGGCCAAAACGUUAGAAGGAGUCAUAUCUUACUUGUCGGGAUUGGAAGCAUGUUUCUCACAAGAUAAUCGGUAUUUUGCAUCUGCGCAAGACCACGGAGAUGCUAUGAUCUGGGACGUUUCAUCGGCUACGUGCUUGCAGUUUUUAAGUGAAAUCGCUCCUAUCACUUCAUUGACAUUUUCACAAGAUAGUCGCUUGUUAGGAAUUGGCCUUUUAGGAGGAAGCAUAAUCAUCUGGGAUUGGGAAAAACACUCUCGCCUUCAGGCAUGUACAGGACAUCAGCUAUCUGUCACCUCCUUAUCAUUUUCACUAGACGGAACAUGGCUUGCUUCAGCUUCCAAUGACUGCACAGUUAAAAUAUGGGAUACUACAAUACAAGAUCACGAGGAGAAAAACGCAUCCCCUUUCAGCACCAACGCUAUCGCAAUGGCUACGGGUGGCCAACGACUUGCUACGAUAUCGGCUGAAACAUCUGGAAUCCAGUUGUUGGACGAUUCUGGAAGAGAAUGCAUUACACAACCAUUUAAAAAAGCUUACAGCAGAAUAGCAGUUUCUUCGAACGGUAGCAUUUUUGCAGCAGUUUUAGACGAUGAAUAUGGUAUUGAAAUAUGGGACGCGGAGUCGGGGAACUUUUUACCUUCCCACAAUCGCUGUUCUUCCUCUAUAUUCUCGAUAGCCCUCUCGGCAAAUGGUGAAAGAUUCAUCAUAGGCCUGAAGAAUGGGACGGCUGAGGUUUGGGAGUCUCGCACAGGCCGACUGCUGAAAGAGCUGAAGCAAGGACGAAUACAUUCGCAGGGCCUUGCUCGGGUGGCUAUAUCUUGUGAUGGUGAGCAAUUUGCUUGGACACGCUGUGGCGAUGGGGACAAAAGAAGCUUUUACACUGAGAAGUUGCAUUUGAGUAUUCCUCGUGAAUGCCAAGAUCAAUUCAAAUGGCGUAUUAGGUUAGCUUUCUCCCCAAAUGGAAAGCGGCUUGCAGCUGUUAGUGAUUGGCGAGGGGCGUUUUGGGAUGUGGCAACAGGUACCUGUUUGAGGGCGUUUAAACACGCAUAUACGUCGACCUGGUUACUGGACACAAGCUUCAUCAACUUUGAUUUCAGCACGGCCGUCAAAUCACAGGAGUUCAAGAAAUGUAAGGACUAUUUGACCGAGUAUUACAUCAGUCCCGAUGGUGCUUGGAUCAUGAGGAAUCGUGAGAAACUGCUAUGGAUAUUGCCGGAAUAUCGGCCAAGAGACGCGAUUGUCUCUGGAUCAAAAUUUGCAAUUGAGCGUGCAUCAGGCCCCCCAAUUGUUAUAAAGCUUUCAGAUGAGGGCCUUUAACUGAUAAUUUAUCAAUUGAUAAACACUUGGCUACUUCGACGAUGAGGCACGGAACUAGUUGAAAAUACUUAGAGUCAUGGU